CUUGGGGAUGCAAAGAUGAAUAGCCUUGAGCAUACAGCCUAGUGGAGGGAGACAGAUAAGUACAAGGAAGUGUUGGGGGGGGGGUGCUAUAGUGGGAAAGUAUCAUACAGAGGCAAAGGGGAAAAGGGUCAGGCAGGAAAGGGAGCAUAGAGAAGGUGACACAAUCCGUAUUUUGAAAGAUGGGGAUUUGCCAGGUGGAAGGGAAAAAGGAUCCCAGAGGGAAGCAGAGCCUGUUUCUUGGGGGAACAGGGAAUAACAUGUGACUGAAAAACAGGGCAUAUGUCCUGCCAGAAUUGACAGGCAGGGGCAAGGACUGGUGGGUGUGUAGCAAGGAUGCUGUGUUAAGUAGCUUAUCUUAUCCUGAGAGCAGUGGGAAGCAAAGUGAGCAGAUCUGUAUUAGAAAGAUCACUCUGGCCGCACUGUAGAGAAUGAAUUGGUGGAGGCAGGACUAUUUAAAGACUUGUAAUAGUAUCUCAGGCAGAAUAUGAGGAAGGCUUGAACUGGGCAAUGGUGGCUGGAGAUUAGGACAUGGAUUUGAGAAAGUUUAAGGAAGUAGAAUCUGCUGCACUUGGUUGCCAUUUGAGUGAAAAGAAAGGGAAGGUGGGACUUCCCUGGUGUUCAGUUGUUAAGAAUCCGCCUUCCGAUGCAGGGGACUCCCGGCUCCAUCCCUGGUUGGGGAACUAAGAUCCCACAUGCUGGGGCAACUAGGCCCCUGGCGCUCUGGAGCCUGCAUGCCACAACUAUAGAGAAGCCUGCAUGUCACAACUAUAGAGAAGCCCACAGGCGGCAACAAAAGUUCCCACAUGCUGCAACUAAGACCCCACACAACCAUAAAUAAAUUAAACGAGAAAAAAAAAAAAGGGAAGGUGUCAAAAAUGUUUCUUGGGUGUCUGGCUAAGAGACAGAUGUAAUUCACUAAUUGGAGGUGUUACCUGCUAUACCAGAUAGGUGUGCAGAGUGCCAUGGAGGGGUGCUUAUCGUUCCGCCCAUGGCUGGUGGGAGAUGACACGUGAAUCCAGAAAUCAUUCCGUCUGGGGAUCAUUUUCCUAAACAGAAGAUGGGAGGAAAAGAGGAGCUGAGGAUUUAGAGUUGUUCCCCUUUGUCAUUUACCUAUCACACCCCUGGUUCAUCCCCAAGUGUCUUGCCUAAAUUUCCCGGGGGAAGUCCCGGAAGCCGGGCUUCCUUCCCACCCGGCGGAAGGCUCCGAGGGGAAGCCCGCUGGGCCACUAGAGGGCGCGGAGUGGGCCGCAGAGACCCCAGAGCCGCGUUAUGGCGGCGGCGAGGGUGCUUCUCCUGUCCGGACGGCCGGAGUCGGUGAGCUUCGCGCAGAGCGUGUGUGGCCUCCUGGGCGCCGGGCCGGGGCUCGGGCCGUGGCCCACGUACUGCGGCCUCAAGCGGGGAGAACUCGUCCUCUCGGACAGGCCGUUCCCAGGCGCCUCCGCCAGGCUUCCGCUCCAGCGACCCCCUUUCUGCCCUUUUUCGGCCCUGGAUCAGCAGCCCAGGGCUCCUGGGGCCGAGCUGCCCACGAAUCGAGGUGUGGAUCUGGCUGUGGCGGUCGUUCUGCAGUCCAGCGAUCAGACUGUCUUGCUGACCCGAAGGACACAAACUCUCAACGUUUCCCCCAACCUCUGGGUACCCCCAGGUGGGCACGUGGAGCCUGAUGAAGAGCUGCUGGACGGAGGACUUCGAGAGCUUUGGGAGGAGAGUGAACUACAGCUGCCCCAGGGCCAGUUCUCUGGGGUCCCUCUGGGGUUAUGGGAGUCUGCCUACCCUCCUAGGCUGAGCUGGGGUCUCCCCAAAUACCAUCACAUCAUUCUCUAUCUACUUGUCAUUUCCCAGGAGUCACAGCAGCAGCUACAGGCCCGGAUCCAACCAAACCCAAGAGAGGUGAGCGCCCUUAUGUGGCUGGGACCAGAUGUAGCAGCUGCGGUGGCUGCCACAGAGGAUGGGACAGAGACACCCAGACAUCUUCCCCAGGACCUACCGCCUUCUGUCCUUGCGGUGGAACUAGAAGAGAAUGGAGGAGCUCGACCUCUGGUCUUGCCCACGUCCACACUGCUGCGGACGACCCCAGCCACGGCAGAUAGCAAAGAGAGGGUCAGCACUGGGACCAAGUUUGCCCUCAGGCUCUGGCUACAGCAUCUGGGCAGAUUCAGCCUAUUUCUUCAUACCCUUUGCUUCCAGGUAGAGCUGGGAUAGCAGCUGAAGUGACAGGACAGUGCUUCUUCGUCGGGGGCAGGUCCUCCUCGUCUGAUGAGC
This is a messenger RNA of Aethalodelphis obliquidens (Pacific white-sided dolphin), 2259 nucleotides long. It is a transcript of the gene NUDT17, whose product is annotated as nudix hydrolase 17. Bases 1270 to 2199 code for a protein of 309 amino acids. The transcript has 8 exons. Gene Ontology annotation, cellular component: cytosol; peroxisome. Lineage: Eukaryota; Metazoa; Chordata; Mammalia; Artiodactyla; Delphinidae. Gene Ontology annotation, biological process: NAD+ catabolic process; NADP+ catabolic process. The record is from RefSeq and is a predicted model, not a curated record. Gene Ontology annotation, molecular function: NADH pyrophosphatase activity.